Scomber japonicus (chub mackerel) is the source of this 1802-nucleotide messenger RNA. RefSeq names its product histone-lysine N-methyltransferase SETDB1-A-like. Gene Ontology annotation, cellular component: nucleus. Lineage: Eukaryota; Metazoa; Chordata; Actinopteri; Scombriformes; Scombridae. Bases 7 to 1620 code for a protein of 537 amino acids. The record is from RefSeq and is a predicted model, not a curated record. The transcript has 8 exons. Gene Ontology annotation, biological process: heterochromatin organization; negative regulation of gene expression. Gene Ontology annotation, molecular function: histone H3K9 methyltransferase activity.
GAGAAGAUGGAGAUAACAAAAGAGGAGCUCCAGGUGUGGAUCAGGGAGAUGGUGACGAACAUGAAGCUGAUCUCCCCAGAUGUGCUAGAGAAAUGCAAUCUGCUGCAGUCUCUACUGGAUAUGAGGGAGGGACAAGCCGUCAACUUCCUGAAGCUCUGCGAGUCUGUGAUGGCAUGUGAAGCAGUUGUGAGGAAACAAUACGCUUUGCUGGGGUGGGAGUACAGAGACACAGAUUCUGAUGAUGAUGACGACAAUGUUACAGGCUCUGGAAAUAUACCUGACUCUGUUCAUUCGGAGACUCUAGUGCCCAGCCUUCAAGGUACUAAUGGCCCCACUCCUCUGUCACCAAAGCAACAGGACAGCCUUAACUUAAAUGGAGAUAAUGGGGGAAAAAGCUCUCGUAGUCUAAAAAGAGAACCAGUGGUGGUUUUAACCAGACUUCCAAACUCGGAUGACUCAGAUGAUUUUGAUCAUUGUUUCUCGAGCGCAAGUAAGAGGAGAAAAAUACAUCAAAAUAAUGAAAAAACUGCCAAGAGCAACUUAACAAAAACAUCAAUACCUCAAGCCAAUGGAAAUACUGCUACGAAACCAGCUCAAGCCAAUGACAAUACUGGUACGAAACCAGCUCAAGCCAAUGACAAUACUGGUACGAAACCAGCUCAAGCCAAUGGCAAUACUGCUGUGAAGAGUCAGGCAACAACAACAUCAACACCUCAAGCCAGCACAAAUACUGCUGCAAAGAGUCAAGAGGCAAUAAAAACAUCAACACAUCUACCUACCGCAAACACCAACAUUAAGAGGAACACAGUGAUCACAUCAUUGCCCCAAGCCAGCACAAGUAAUGAUGACAAAAUCAACACUGAGGAAACAUCAACACCCCAAGGCAACAGAAAUAUCGACGCUAAGACCGACACCGCGAACACAUCAACGAAGCCUGUAAACACCAAUGAAAAUAUCAAUGUGGGCAUGAAUGUCCUGGCCAGGAAGAGGAUGAUGAGCUGGAAAUUGGGGAAAAUCAUUGAAAUUGUAAAAACGGAGGAUGGUGGGGUGAGAUACAAGAUCAAUUUUGAGGAGAAAGGGAAGAGGCUUGUCUCUGGACACCACAUCGCUUUUCACCACGUGCCAAAUGUGAGUCAGCUGUAUGUUGGUGCUCGUGUGGUGGUCAGGUGUCAAGAUGAAGAGAUCCAGUUCAAGCCUGGUAUUUUGGCAGAGCUCCCAUGCAGGAAGAACCAGUCAAGGUUCCUUGUCUUUACUGAUGAUCACACACCUGUUUAUGUUGGCUUACCUUUAAUUCACCUGGUGUGCAGACCAUUGAAAGAUGCUUUAGACGACAUUCCAGACAGCCCUCACAAGUAUUUCAUGAAGCAGUACUUAAAGGCCUGGCCUUCCCCACAUUUAUGCCAGGGAAAGGUUGGACAGCUCCUGAAUGUGGAGUUAAAUGGAGUCCAACAGAGGUGUGAGGUGCAGGUGGUCGACUGCAGCUUGAUCCAGGUUGUUUUUCAGGGUGAUCAACAUAUUGAGUGGAUCCACCGAGGCUCCAUACGAGUGGAACAUGUUGCUAAGUUUUUGAAAAGAAAGUGGGAAGAGCAAAGAGCGAAAGAUGAAAGAGGUCAACUAUAAUGUGGGCCCGGAAAAUGGAAAUGUUCAGUUCAGUUUCCAUAACUAUUGGCCCAAAGUGAUGUGCCAAUGGAUUGUUUUUCUGGGAAACAUAAACUGGAACCAUCUCAGCCCAAAAUAGCAUUUACUGUUAAGAAAUGCUUUCAGAUGUAAUGUUUACUCUUUUUUCCCAUUACAGUUGUGCA